Messenger RNA from Hyalella azteca, 2445 nucleotides. RefSeq lists its product as uncharacterized. The record is from RefSeq and is a predicted model, not a curated record. The transcript has 2 exons. The coding region runs from base 93 to 1868 and encodes 591 amino acids. NCBI's taxonomy places the organism in Eukaryota, Metazoa, Arthropoda, Malacostraca, Amphipoda, Hyalellidae.
UGCUGUCUCAUCAGUCCGUCGUCAGGCGCCUUCCCUUACCCUUCCCAAGAUCUUGUUCUCUUCCGCUGCUCAGAAGCUUCUGUUAGCGCCACAUGAUCAGGAUGAAGAUCUUUUUGGUGCUUACAACAUUGCUCUACGGAGCCCUAGCUGCCGAGUUGAACCACGUGAACGGAUUUAAGAACUUCCAGCAUCAAGGACCAUCCCUUGUCUAUCAAAGUCCAGCUCGCCAAAAUCAACAAGACUUGAGCGCUCAGUUUGAUUCUUUUCAGGCUUUUCAGCCUCAGCAGCCUGAUUUUCAGGUAGAACAACAGAGCUUCCAGCUUCAGCAGCAAAAUUUUCUUCCGCAACAACAAAAUUUCCAACCUCAACAGCAAGCCUUGCAGCCUCAGCAACAACACUUCGAAUCGCCGGAGCAACCUCAGCAGAUAGUUUCAGAGGACGUUCGUUCGUCUUCAUCAGUUGGUGCGGCAAUCUCGGUUGAUAACAUUCAACAAUCAUCUGUUGAUGAGCAGCCUCAGGUUACGAAUUUUGACCAGGGUUUUGCACAAUCGGGAGACCUGCAGAUCAUUGGAGUGUCUUCUAACCUGGCAUCCAUCAGCAAUGUCCAAAACUCCGUUCAACUCCAGCCCGUCAGCCCGUCUCAGAGUCUGGACAUCGUCCCUGCCAGUCUCAUGCUGCACAUGAACGAUGAAGGGGAUCAUAGCAGCGUGGCAAAUGAUGUGCUCAAUGUCCAAGAAGUCUCAACUUCUCAAUCAUUUACUCCCAACCACCAAGAGAAUCAAAAUCUAGCAAGUCCUCAGGUGCUUCCACGAACCUACAAAUCCCCGCAGUUGGUGCUGGUCAACCAGGGUCAACAGCAGCAAAUUAACGUUCCCCAGACGCUUCCAUUUAUAUUGAAUACCAAUAAUGUUCCCAUUAACAACGUUCAAGAGCCUGCUGUUGAACAGAGACCUGAAGUGUCAGGCGUUUUCUUCGAGCAAACUAUUCAGUCCAGCCCCCAGGUUCAGGAUGAAAUCGUCCCUGAUCUUCCACAACCCCAAAUCGCUGAACAACCUGUAGAGCAACCCUUUGAAGUCAUCGUCAAUGAUGAGGAGACGACCGAUAGUCCCUCCGUAGCCACACAUGAUACUUUCAGCGAAGAUUUAGUUGCCACGAAACCGCUGACGAGACCUGAAUUUAAACCUACAAGUGUUGCUCGCGUUCGUAAAAUUGAAACAACACGUUGUGGUGAUGGCCUACUUGCAGACGCAAGAGGUGACUGUGUCGAACCACAAAUCGUUCGCAACGUGUACUUAUAUGCCGCUCCUAAGCAGGAACGCAAAUUCAAAACUUUGAAGUCCGUUCCUAAGCCUAAGAUCGAGUACAACAUCGUGUUCGUGCGCAGCCCAGAUAAGGACGCCCUGUUCAAACCACUGGUUGCACCAGCUCCUCAGCAGAAGACUUUAGUAUACGUUCUUAACAAGAAACUUGCAGCAGAAGAUCAAGAUCUCAUCGAAGUCCCGGUGCAUCCUAAACUUGAACCUGAAGUUUACUUCGUCAAUUACGGGGAAGAUGAAAAUCCUCAGCUUCCAGGCGGCAUUGAUCUGCGUACUGCUCUUAGCGAAGUGGCACUGGAAGGAACUGUGAUCGGAGAUGCGUCGGGUUCGCUCACCCACUUUGUCGAAUCAGUCGAUGCCCCUGAAAGUUUCGCUGUCGAAAAUUUAGAAGUUGUAAGGCAAGAAGAUGAUGCGUCUGCCGACAGUUUUUUCGUGGCCACGGCUGAUGAUGACAUCGAUGUACAGACUGAAGCAUCUGAGGAAGGAUACAAAUAUCCUGAGUCCUCUGGCUUUGAAGUGAGAUCUUCUAUCAACAAUGGGAAUGAACAAUAAAAUUUCGCCAUUGUGCAUCCUAAAUCCUUAAAAUAGCUUCAAUAGAGAUAUUUAUUUUGUCUAUGAUUUAAUGGUAAUUUCUUCUCCUCUGUUCUUAACUGGAAUUUAAUAAUGCAAAUUUUUAUUUUAAUCUAUGGUAGAAAGUAGAAUAAAUAGAUAGUACCUGUAUACGUGCUUGUAAAACCUAAAAUGUUUCAGAACAAAUUUCAACAGAAGCCAUUGACUGUAUUCCAGCAAACUCUUAGGAAUAAAAUAAUAAUGGUUUUACGCCAGAUCCAUUGUAAUUUUGAAAUUUUAUUUUUUAGUGAUCAAUGAGGAUUCUUCUGUAUAAGUUACCACAAGAUCAAUUUUUCUAGCCUCCGGAGACAUUGGCGUUUUGAAAGUAAGAUUUUGAUAGUAAAUUUUACAUGUAGUUUUUUAUUAUGAUUUGCGCCAUAUCAUUUCGAUUUAUUUUAUUUAUGCUUUAUAUUCAGCUUUCGUUAAGGCACGAAAAGUUCUUUUAUGUUCAUUAAGCUCAAUAGUUUUUAAUCUCAUGGCAAAAGGAAUCGCAGCUUAAAUACAAUUUACAUCUUAAUUA